AUGGGUGAUGCCGUCAUGGCCGAAUUCGGGGCAGCGGCUCCUUACCUGCGCAAGUCGGACAAGGAACGUCUCGAAGCCCAGACUCGGCCCUUCGACAGCCGGAACGAGUGUUUCGUGCCCGACGAGAAAGAGGAAUUUGUCAAGGGCAAAGUCACCAGCCGGGAAGGGGGCAUGGCAACCGUGCAGACGGACAGCGGCAAGACGGUGACGGUGAGGGAGGCCGACGUCCACCAGCAGAACCCGCCCAAGUUCGACAAGAUCGAGGACAUGGCCAUGUUGACUUUCCUGCACGAACCGGCUGUGCUCUACAACCUGAAGGAGCGCUACGCCUCCUGGAUGAUCUAUACGUAUUCUGGUCUUUUUUGCGUGACGGUCAACCCGUACAAAUGGCUCCCCGUCUACAACGCUGAGGUGGUGGCUGCCUACAGGGGGAAGAAAAGGAGCGAAGCCCCUCCCCAUAUCUUCUCCAUCUCCGACAACGCGUAUCAAUACAUGUUGACAGAUCGAGAAAAUCAAUCUAUCCUCAUCACUGGAGAAUCCGGUGCUGGGAAAACGGUCAACACGAAACGGGUCAUCCAAUACUUUGCCAGUAUUGCUGCCAUCGGGGACCGCAAAAAAGAGGCCGGCAACUCCCCCAAGGGGACCUUGGAAGAUCAAAUCAUCCAGGCCAACCCUGCCUUAGAAGCCUUCGGCAACGCCAAAACUUUAAGGAACGACAACUCAUCCCGUUUCGGUAAAUUCAUCAGAAUUCAUUUCGGGGCAACAGGCAAGUUGGCAUCCGCCGAUAUCGAGACAUAUCUCUUAGAGAAGUCUCGGGUGAUUUUUCAGCUGAAAUCUGAAAGAAAUUAUCACAUCUUCUAUCAGAUUUUGUCCAACAAGAAACCAGAACUUCUGGAUCUCUUGUUGGUCACCAACAAUCCUUACGACUACCACUACGUCUCCCAAGGAGAAGUAACGGUGGCCUCCAUUGACGACUCCGAAGAGCUUAUGGCUACCGAUAGUGCCUUUGACGUCCUGGGCUUCACCCCUGAAGAAAAAGUGGGCGUCUACAAGCUGACGGGCGCCAUCAUGCACUACGGGAACAUGAAGUUCAAGCAGAAGCAGCGCGAAGAACAGGCUGAGCCUGACGGGACUGAGGCCACGGAUAAAUCCGCCUACUUGAUGGGUCUCAACUCGGCCGACUUGGUCAAGGGGCUGUGUCACCCCCGAGUGAAGGUUGGCAACGAAUAUGUCACCAAAGGGCAAAAUGUCCAACAGGUGUAUUAUUCCAUCGGGGCCUUGGCCAAGUCCGUGUAUGAGAAAAUGUUCAACUGGAUGGUGGUCAGAAUCAACAACUCCCUGGAGACCAAACAACCUCGCCAGUAUUUCAUCGGUGUGCUGGACAUAGCGGGGUUUGAGAUCUUUGACUUCAACAGCUUUGAGCAGCUCUGCAUCAACUUCACCAACGAGAAGCUACAACAGUUCUUCAACCACCACAUGUUUGUUCUGGAACAAGAGGAGUACAAGAAGGAGGGCAUCGAAUGGGUCUUCAUUGACUUCGGCAUGGACCUCCAGGCCUGCAUUGACCUGAUUGAGAAGCCUCUGGGCAUCAUGUCCAUCCUGGAAGAAGAAUGCAUGUUCCCCAAAGCCACCAACAUGACCUUCAAGGCCAAACUCUACGACAAUCACCUGGGAAAGUCGUCCAACUUCGGAAAAGCCCGCAACACCAAGGGGAAACCGGAGGCCCAUUUUGCGCUGGUCCAUUACGCCGGCACCGUGGACUACAACAUCAACGGGUGGUUGGAGAAGAACAAGGACCCUCUCAACGAGACCGUGGUGGGCCUCUUCCAGAAGUCGGCCCUGAAGCUCCUGGCCACGCUCUUCUCGAGCUACGCCGGCAGCGAGGCAGGCGGAGAAGGCGGGAAGGGCAAAGGAUCCAAGAAGAAGGGCUCCUCCUUCCAGACGGUCUCGGCGGUUCACCGGGAGAACCUCAACAAGUUGAUGGCCAACCUCAAGACCACCCACCCUCAUUUUGUGCGGUGCCUCAUCCCCAAUGAGCGAAAGGCUCCCGGUGUAAUGGACAAUCCUUUGGUCAUGCACCAGUUACGUUGCAACGGCGUUCUGGAGGGGAUCCGGAUCUGUCGGAAAGGAUUCCCCAACCGGAUCCUUUACGGGGAUUUCAGGCAAAGGUACCGGAUCCUAAACCCGGCGGCCAUUCCGGAGGGUCAGUUCAUCGACAGCCGGAAGGGGGCCGAGAAACUCUUAGGCACCUUGGACAUCGAUCACAACCAGUACAAAUUUGGACACACCAAGGUGUUUUUCAAGGCAGGGCUGCUGGGUCAUCUCGAAGAGUUGCGAGAUGAACGGUUGUCCCGGAUCAUUACCCGCAUCCAAGCCAGGGCAAGAGGCCAACUCAUGCGCAUUGAGUUCCGGAAGAUCAUGGAGCGCAGGGACGCCUUGCUCAUUAUCCAGUACAACAUCCGGGCAUUCAUGGGGGUGAAAAAUUGGCCUUGGAUGAAGCUUUUCUUCAAGAUCAAACCUUUGCUGAAGAGCGCGGAAACCGAGAAAGAAAUGCAGACGAUGAAAGAGGAAUUUGGGAGGCUGAAGGAAGCUCUGGAGAAGUCAGAAACCCGGAGAAAGGAGCUGGAGGAGAAGAUGGUUUCCUUACUCCAGGAGAAGAACGACCUCCAGUUGCAAGUCCAGGCUGAACAAGACAACCUGAACGACGCCGAGGAGCGCUGCGACCAGCUGAUCAAGAACAAGAUCCAGCUGGAGGCUAAGGUGAAAGAGAUGACCGAGAGGAUCGAAGAUGAAGAGGAGAUGAACGCCGAACUCACCGCCAAGAAGCGGAAGCUGGAAGAUGAAUGUUCGGAGCUGAAGAAAGAUAUAGAUGACCUGGAGUUGACUUUGGCCAAGGUGGAGAAAGAGAAGCACGCCACGGAGAACAAGGUGAAAAACCUGACAGAAGAAAUGGCUGGUCUGGAUGAGAUCAUCACCAAGCUGACCAAGGAGAAGAAAUCCCUCCAGGAGGCUCACCAACAAGCCUUGGAUGACUUCCAGGUUGAAGAAGACAAAGUCAACAGCCUGAGCAAAGCCAAGAUGAAGUUGGAACAACAAGUGGACGAUUUGGAAGGUUCUCUGGAACAAGAGAGGAAGAUCCGGAUGGAUCUUGAACGGUCGAAAAGGAAACUUGAAGGAGACCUGAAGUUGGCACAAGAGAACAUCAUGGACUUGGAGAAUGACAAACAGCAGAUGGAAGAGAAAAUUAAAAAGAAAGAGUUUGAUAUCCACCAGCAGAACAGCAAGAUUGAAGACGAGCAAGCUCUGGCUUCCCAGCUGCAGAAGAAACUCAAAGAACUCCAGGCACGAAUUGAGGAGCUGGAAGAGGAGAUGGAGGCGGAGCGCGCGGCCCGCGCCAAGGUGGAGAAACAGCGCUCGGACCUUUCGCGAGAACUGGAGGAGAUCAGCGAGCGUCUGGAGGAGGCCGGAGGGGCCAACUCGGUGCAGAUCGAGCUGAACAAGAAGCGGGAGGCCGAGUUCCAGAAGAUGCGGCGCGACCUGGAAGAGGCCACGCUGCAGCACGAGGCCACGGCGGCCACCCUGCGCAAGAAACACGCGGAUUCCGUGGCCGAGCUGGGCGAGCAGAUCGACAACCUGCAGCGGGUGAAGCAGAAGCUGGAGAAAGAGAAGAGCGAGCUGAAGCUCGAGCUGGACGACGUGGCCUCCAACAUGGAGCAGAUUCUGAAGGCCAAGGCAAAUUUGGAGAAAAUGUGCCGGACCAUCGAGGACCAGUCGACGGAUCACCGCGCCAAGUUUGAGGAGACACAGAGGACCCUCAACGACACAAACACCCAGCGAGCGAAACUGCUCACCGAAAAUGGGGAACUCGCCCGACAGCUUGAAGAGAAAGAGGCCCUCGUUUCCCAGCUGACUCGCGGGAAACAAUCCUACACACAACAGAUGGAGGACCUCAAAAGACAACUGGAAGAGGAGACCAAGGCCAAAAACGCUCUCGCGCACGCCCUUCAGUCCUCCCGCCAUGACUGCGACCUUCUGAGGGAACAGUACGAAGAGGAGAUGGAAGCCAAAGCUGAGCUCCAGCGUGUCCUCUCCAAGGCCAACUCGGAGGUGGCCCAGUGGAGAACCAAGUAUGAAACGGACGCCAUCCAGAGGACGGAGGAGCUGGAGGAGGCCAAGAAGAAGCUGGCCCAGCGGCUGCAGGAGGCUGAGGAAGCUGUGGAGGCGGUGAACGCCAAGUGUUCCUCGCUGGAGAAGACCAAGCACCGCCUGCAGAACGAGAUUGAAGAUCUGAUGGUGGACGCGGAACGCUCGAACGCCGCCGCAGCUGCCCUGGACAAGAAGCAAAGGAACUUUGACAAGAUCCUCUCCGAAUGGAAGCAGAAGAACGAAGAAUCUCAGGCAGAGCUGGAGGCAUCUCAGAAAGAGUCCCGUUCCCUCAGCACGGAGCUCUUCAAGCUGAAGAACGCCUACGAGGAGUCCCUGGAACUCCUGGAGACCUUAAGAAGAGAGAACAAGAACUUGCAAGAGGAGAUUUCGGAUCUCACCGAACAGCUGAGCCAAGGGGCCAAAAGCAUGCACGAGCUUGAAAAAGUGAGGAAGCAGCUGGAAUCUGAGAAAGUAGACUUACAGGCGGCUCUGGAAGAGGCAGAGGUAUCCUGUUUACCUUCCCUAAAACUCCCACGGUUUCCCCCCUAUCUUAUGUCUCACUACCAAAGCCAUUAA
Messenger RNA from Thamnophis elegans (Western terrestrial garter snake), 4722 nucleotides. Its product is annotated as myosin-6-like. Gene Ontology annotation, cellular component: myosin complex. The record is from RefSeq and is a predicted model, not a curated record. The transcript is spliced from 32 exons. Lineage: Eukaryota; Metazoa; Chordata; Lepidosauria; Squamata; Natricidae. The coding region runs from base 1 to 4722 and encodes 1573 amino acids. Gene Ontology annotation, molecular function: cytoskeletal motor activity; ATP binding; actin filament binding.